Messenger RNA from Homalodisca vitripennis (glassy-winged sharpshooter), 847 nucleotides. RefSeq names its product homeobox protein ceh-19-like. NCBI's taxonomy places the organism in Eukaryota, Metazoa, Arthropoda, Insecta, Hemiptera, Cicadellidae. The record is from RefSeq and is a predicted model, not a curated record. Bases 1 to 792 code for a protein of 263 amino acids. Gene Ontology annotation, biological process: positive regulation of transcription by RNA polymerase II. The transcript is spliced from 3 exons. Gene Ontology annotation, cellular component: nucleus. Gene Ontology annotation, molecular function: RNA polymerase II cis-regulatory region sequence-specific DNA binding; DNA-binding transcription factor activity, RNA polymerase II-specific.
AUGGACCACUUCGACGUCCUCAGAUGCGACCUCAACUACGCCUGCGUACCGAGUCCUCCGUGCGAUUCUGAGGUCGACCGGUGCGUUUUUCAACUUUGGGGACGCUCGCCAGUAAGCACGGUAUCCGGCUGUGGAGGGACCUCAAAUGGCCUUUCUACGUGCGUCGAGUGCGACUAUAAAUUCGAUGAGGUCUUCGACCGACUCGAAUACCCUGACAGACCUCACGGCAGCGUCACGGAACGAUACUCUUACUACGGUUCAGAACUCGUGUCGGAUGUAGAUUCCGGGGAGGACUUCUCAGAACUGUACAACUGUUCGACAUUUGACGACUGCCACUCGGCGACCACGAAUAGGUUUGGAUGUUUCGCUGAACGAGAUCCGGAAGAACAGGGUCUUCCUUGGAUGGUAGACGCAGAAGAGAUGACCUUUGUGCAGGACAGCGAUGAAUAUCCUAGGACCACACCGAGAACUGAGUGCGGUGAAAAUAAAGGAAACACUCGUAAGGAAAGGACAGCAUUCACUAAACAACAGCUACAACAGCUCGAAGCGGAGUUCCUGCACUCCAACUACCUGACAAGGCUGAGAAGGUACGAGAUCGCUGUGGCUCUGGAUCUCACCGAGAAACAGGUGAAAGUGUGGUUUCAAAAUCGAAGAAUGAAGUGGAAACGGACCAAAGGAGAAUUAGUCAAUGAACAACAACCCAUUCGGACACUGAAAACAUCUGGAAAACAGACCAAGAGCUUUGCUACACCAAAUUUAAACCACAUCCAUACAAAAACAGCCCGAACUUAAUCUUAGAUACAUAUGUUAUUACGUUUACGAUAGUAAAUAUUUAGUUAUUAAUGUU